This is a messenger RNA of Cydia fagiglandana, 1492 nucleotides long. RefSeq names its product papilin-like. Bases 137 to 1492 code for a protein of 451 amino acids. NCBI's taxonomy places the organism in Eukaryota, Metazoa, Arthropoda, Insecta, Lepidoptera, Tortricidae. Gene Ontology annotation, molecular function: metalloendopeptidase activity. Gene Ontology annotation, cellular component: extracellular matrix. Gene Ontology annotation, biological process: extracellular matrix organization; proteolysis. The record is from RefSeq and is a predicted model, not a curated record. The transcript has 10 exons.
CGGUUUUCAGGAGUGGGGAUGUGAGGCUGCGCGAGCGCCGGUUCCAGCCACCACAGUCAGUCUAAGGCGCGCCGGCGCGCAGGGUGUACGCAUUGACAGUGAGUGUGUGUGUGUUUGGCAUGCUGUAAGGCUCAAUAUGGGGUGUUUUAGUUUGAGAUCGCUGCUGUUGGCAGCCAUCGUUAUAAGUAAUUGUAUCACAUGGACCGCGUCCAGGCACUCCUACACACACAAUGUAUCCGGCCACCGCAGAAGACACAGGCGACAGGGCGCCGGGCAGUACCUACCAAAUUCAUACGUGAUCCCAGGAGGGGAGGGUAGUGAGAAGGGCUGGGGCCCGUGGGGGAACCCCAGCAACUGCUCGCGGCCCUGUGGCGGCGGUGUUGCCAGCCAGAAGAGGAUAUGCCUCAUAGAAGGGUCUGGCGCGAGCUGUACGGGAGGAGACACAAAGUACUUCUCGUGCAACACGCAAGAUUGCCCCGAGCAGAGCGACUUCCGCGCUGAACAGUGCGCCGAGUUCAACGACAAAGCCUUCAAGGGGACCAAGUACAGUUGGGUGCCUUACACGAACGGUCCCCGGCCGUGCGAGCUGAACUGCAUGCCAAAAGGCGAGCGGUUCUACUACCGGCAGGCGCCGAAGGUGACAGACGGCACGAGAUGCAACGACGAGUCCUUCGACGUCUGCGUCGAUGGCACCUGUCAGCCGGUGGGCUGCGACAUGAUGUUGGGGUCUAACGCUCGUGAAGACAAGUGCCGUGUGUGCCGCGGCAACGGGACCAACUGUCACACCAACGCCGGCCUCAUCGACAACCAAGAUUACACCCAAGGGUACAACGACAUUCUUCUAAUACCCGAAGGAGCAACAAAUAUUAUUAUAGAAGAGAUAGACAAAUCCAACAAUUAUCUUGCUCUCCGAUCAAAGAAGGACAACAAGUACUACCUGAACGGCGACUACCAGAUCAGCUUUCCUCACACGAUGCAGAUCGCCGGCGUGCCGUGGCAUUACGAGCGCAGCGUGCAGGGCUUCGCGGCGCCGGACAAGCUGCGGUGCUUGGGGCCCAUCAAUGAGCCACUUUACCUCUCGCUGCUCUUGCAAGAGACAAACGUGGGCAUCAAAUACGAGUACAGCAUCCCGAAAGACCUGGCCCCGCCGACCAACGCCACCUACACCUGGACGCACGAGGAGUUCUCCCCAUGCAGCGUUACUUGUGGCUCAGGUUUCCAAACCCGCAACGUAACAUGCCGCACGCGCGACGAGCUAGAGAUUGUGGACGAGAGCCUCUGCGACGCUGGUCUCCGGCCCAUCGCCAACGAGACCUGCCAGCUGGCCGAGUGCAUGCCGGAGUGGGUGCCGAGCCCGUGGGGGCCCUGCUCCAAGCUGUGCGGCUCCGGCGGCUCGCAGUCGCGCUCCGUACAGUGCCAGAAGAUCAUCUCUAACGGGCAAGUUAAAAUAAACCUUAUAUUCCAAGCAGUUCCUACAGAACCUCAAGGCUGA